Molecule: messenger RNA, 3300 nt
Organism: Stegastes partitus (bicolor damselfish)
Lineage: Eukaryota; Metazoa; Chordata; Actinopteri; Pomacentridae
Product: outer dense fiber protein 2-like
Exons: 18
Coding region: 1-2583 (860 amino acids)
Biological process (GO): negative regulation of cilium assembly; regulation of apoptotic process
Cellular component (GO): centrosome; ciliary basal body
Source: RefSeq, a predicted model, not a curated record
AUGUCUCCAGAGGAUGAACUCCAGAGUCCCCCCCUUGGUUUCAGCUCUGAUCUCGCUCUGAGUCGUGGUGAUCUCGACAGCAGUCAUGAUCCGGGGAGAAGGACCAGAGCGCGCAGCAGCCUCCCAACAAGAACCCCAGAGUCUGAGAUCCACAGCCAUGGAGCCGACGGGAAGAGCCCUUUCCUGAAAAUCCUGGUGGAUGCAGAAGCAGCUGCCACCUCUGCAGCCAUACAGCUCGUGUCUUUUAAAGAUGCCAUGGAGGAUGAAUUUGCUGAUUGGAGACAGCCUGCGAAAGAUAAGCGCCGAGUUGCAAGACAGAGAGGGCUGUUGCUGGAGAAGUUGGAGGAUUUCAGAAGAAUAAAUAAGUCAGUGCGACAGAAACUGAAACAGCUCCAGGAUGCAGAGGCUGAUCGAAUUGAUGCAGACCAACAGAUUGACAUCUUACUGAAGAGGAUCACGCAGGCUGAAAGUGAAAAUGAGCAUUUAAAAACCGAUCUGAGUGAAGCUGAGAGAAAAGCCAAGGAGCUGAUGGAUCUCCGGAGAGAUGAGCAGGAGAACAUGAAAAGUGCAGUUCACUCAUCCAAGGCUGUGGAGGAAACUCGUGCUCACCUGCAGGGGCAGCUCCGCAACAAGGAAGCAGAAAACAACCGUCUGACUGUACAGCUACGGACUUUGGAGAGAACCCUGACGGAGCAAAAGAUGGAGAUCGAUGACCUGAAAGCGUCCAUCAGCUCUCUGACUGAGAAGGCAGCUCAGGACAAGGACUCUCUGAAGAAAGCCACCCGAGCUCAGAAGCUGAGAGCCGAGAGAUUUGAAGCAGCUAUUGAGAAAUGCUACACGCAGCUGAGGGAGAAGGACGCUCAGCUGGCCAAAGCCCACUCAGAAAGAGAGUCCAGGAGGCGGCACAAGGAGCAGAUGACGGAUGAGAAAGACAAACUUGUUGCUCAUGUAGAGCUGUUGGAGAGUCAAAUUGCAGACCUGACAGCCAGGCUGCAGAAGCAGAGGGAUGAGCUGACUGCGGCGAAUGAAACUGUGAUGCAACGGGUUGAAAAACUCAGCGCUGACAACGGAGACCUCAGCGUCAAUAAUGCAACGCUCCAGGCCUCCGUUGCUCAGUUGGAGCAGCAGCUUGCUGAUUAUGAGUCGGCCCUCGUGGAGGAGAAGAUUGUCUCUCAGGAGAAGAAACAUGAAGCUGAACGGUGCCAGUAUCAGGUUGCAGAGCUUCAAGCUGAGAUUGAUGAUUUAAGGAUAAAAUAUGCAAACCUUGUAAGAGAAACAGAGAAGGCACAAAAUGGAAAAGAGACAGAAGUUGAGAAGGUGAGGCAGGAGCUGCAGGGCCGUGUGGACCAGCUGAAGGCUUAUCCUGAGCUACUGAGUGCAGCUGAGCAGAGUCUCUUCGAGUGCCAGGAGAAGCUGCAACGCUCGGAGCGGAAGUGCGCCGAGAAGUCAGAGUCCGUUAGACAACUGCAGGUUAAGAUGGAUAGUCAAACCCAAAUGCUGAGAUCGUCUGUGGAGAUGAAAGAGUCCAUUCACGAGACCAACGUACAGCUGCAAGAAAACAUCAGCUCUCUCCAAAAAAGGAUGGAGAAGCUGCAGCAGGAGAACCUGGAGCUUGUGCGGAGGCUGGCGGCUCAGGAGGAGGCUCUCAGCUACAGCAACCGGCAGCUGGACCAGCGUUCGUCAGAGUGUCAGGCCCUGAGCCGGCAGCUGGAGGCAGCGCUGUCGGAUGUCAGACAACAGGUCAGUAAGGUCAAAGACCAGGCUGUUUCCAGAGAAGAGGCGCUUCAGACAAAAGUCCUGGAGCUGGAGGCCGAGAACAGCAGAAGAGAAACCGAGCUGAGGCUUCUUCGCCAGAGCAAGCAAACCGCGGAGAAACGCUUCGAGGUGCUGACCCGGCUGCGGCACUACCUCUGUGACAAGAUUAAAGCGGACCGCCACCUGGACUACCUCCGUUCCCGCAGGAUCCUGACGCGAGACGACGCUGAGGAGAUCAGCUGCAGGACCACGCAGACCAAGAGGUCGGCCAUGCUGCUGGACAUCCUGGCCGAGAACCCCCGCGGCCUGGACGCCCUCAUCGACUCCAUCCGGCAGAUGCGCACGCAAAACUUCAUCAUCGCCAAGAUCACAGACGAGGUGCAGAAGGCCAAAAACGAGAAGAUCGAGUCUCUCAGAGCAGGCGUCUCCAGUUCCUCAUCCGACUGCACCUUCAGCCCUUCGAGCUCAACCAGCGACUUCCCCACGACGUUUUCCACCAACUCCACCCUCCUCCUCCACCCAGACGGAGAGCGAAGUCCCUCCACGUCAGACGUGGCGGGCUCGCUCAAUCUGCCGUCCAUACAGAAAGGCGGAAACCUGCCCUCCGUGAGCGGCGCCAGCUUCGCCGCAGUGUCCUCCACAACCUCCUCCAGCCUCCCGAAGCCCGGAGACCCCGGAGCGCCCGCGCUGCCGGACGAGGUGAUGGUGGAGUCCCCCUCCAACAUCGACGCCGGGGCGGCGGGCUGCACCAGCAGCGGAGGGGACCCCAAUUUCCAGCCCCUCCGGUCGCGCUCGCUCACGCCGACGUCGCACAGGAGCAUCUUCUAACAAACAGUUAAAGGGACGAAUCCUCAGCUCUUGGUGCUCCUCGUUCCUUAGAUCAGACAGUUUGUGAGAAGUGGCUGCAGGUGGGAUGAGCUACAUGUUACCAGUCAGCUUUGUAAAGGGGAACAUGUUGGGUCGGGUCAUGAUGCAAGGAUGCUGGUGCCAGUUGGUUACAGUAGUUUUGGUGAGAGGCUAAAAUAACUUUGACUAUAUAUAUAUGUGUGUGUGUCUUUUCUACAAAGGUUUAAAAUGUGCAAGAAACUAAAUAAAACAGCUUGAAAAGGAAGAAAUAUCAUGUAAACUGUCUCAUCAGAGGAUCUGUGUGUGUGUGCGUAGCUCUGUGUAGCUUUCAAUACCUGACAGAUUUAUUUAAAGACAAACUGAAUCAUGGUUCGAUUCUCAGUAAGAAAAUGUUACUGACAAUCUGUAAUAUUUCAACUCUUCCUCUGGUAUGAAACGCCUGAUAGACUUCUAUAACUGGAAUGACUGCCUCAGAUCGUGUCCGUGUGUGUUUGAUGAGCCGCUCUGCCUUUGACCAAAUGUUUUCGAUGCAUCAAGUCAAUGAGAUUUGUUUUUUUCACAUUUUUUUGUCACUACAGAAGUCUUGAAUCACAAAGCGUAAUGUGAAAUCCUGCUUGUCUCUUCCUCCGCUGGUCGUGUACGAUGAUCUGUUGUGUAUGAAAGCUUUUAUAUAUAAAUUUAAACCUGUGUUUUUCACUG